AGCACAGGUUGAAAGAAGAAUGGAGCAGAAAGGCAAGUUUGUGGCAUAUCUCCUGGUAGCCACCUGUAUCUUCAGCAUCAUUGCCCUCCUACUGACUGUCGUAAAUGUGAAGAAAGUAUUUCUGCCACCCAGCACCAAGUACGGCCUGGUGUUCGAUGCUGGCUCCACACACACAUCGCUCUACAUCUACCAGUGGCCAGCAGAAAAGGAGAAUGGCACAGGCAUCGUCAGCCAGGUGGAGGCCUGUGCCGUGUCUGGACCUGGCAUCUCCAGCUAUGCAGACAGCCCUGCUCUGGCUGGAGCCAGCCUGAAGCCCUGCCUAGACAAGGCCAUGACGAUUGUCCCAGCAAAGCUGCAGAAGGAGACCCCCACGUACCUUGGGGCCACAGCGGGCAUGAGGCUGCUGAGGGAGCAGAACAGCACCAAAGCGGAGCAGGUCUUUGCCGAGGUCGCCAAGGCUAUUCGCCAGUACCCCGUGGACUUCCGUGGAGCCCAGAUCCUCACAGGGGAUGAGGAGGGCACCUUUGGCUGGAUCACUGUCAACUACCUGCUGGAGACACUCGUCAAGGGUGCCGCGGGGGAGAAAGGGAGAACUCUGCUGCUGUGGGCAGGUUCGAGCCACGCAAAGGAUGUAUCCCACUACGCGCAAGUCCUCUUGGGCUCCAGGUCCUGCUUUUUGGGUGGUCUCAGCAUGGGGUGGGCUGUGGAGGAAGGGUCUGGCUGCCACCCCCAGCCAAGCGCCACUAACAGCUCCUGCCCCCUCCAGGGCAGCUCUUCUCCCCAGCAGGUAUCGCACCCCUGCUACCCAAAGGGAUACCAGGAGAACGUCACCGCUGCAGCCCUCUACGACAGCCCGUGUGUCCCCACGCCGAGCACAGCCAGCCCUGCACAGGUCUUCACGGUGACGGGGACAGGAGACCCAGCAGCGUGCAAGACAGCCAUCGAGAAACUCUUCAACUUCAGCUGUGGGGCCCACAGGACGUGUGGGUUCAACGGCAUUUAUCAGCCCCCUGUGCAGGGGCAGUUCUUCGCAUUCUCUGGGUUCUAUUAUACCUUCGACUUCCUGAACCUGACUGACCAGCAGUCUCUAGGCCAUGUCAACUCCACCAUCUGGGCCUUCUGCAACAAUACUUGGAAAGAGCUGGUGGAGGACUUCCCACAGGAGACGGAACGCCUGCACAUGUACUGCUCCAUUGCUGUUUACAUCCUGACACUGCUACUCGAUGGCUACAAGUUUGAUGAGCAUACAUGGAGCGGCAUCCACUUCAGCAAGAAGGCAGCAAACACAGACAUCGGCUGGACUCUGGGUUUCAUGCUGAACCUCACCAACAUGAUCCCCACAGAAGCUCUGGUGCACGUCAAAGGGCAGAAGCCUGGACUCUGGGCAAGUGCCAUCUUCUUCAUUGCACUGGCCACUGUAGCAGGCUUGAUGGCCAUUUUUCUCCUGUGUUUCUGGAAACCCAAGUAGUUCCC
Messenger RNA from Tinamus guttatus (white-throated tinamou), 1473 nucleotides. The record is from RefSeq and is a predicted model, not a curated record. Lineage: Eukaryota; Metazoa; Chordata; Aves; Tinamiformes; Tinamidae.